UUGAGGAAUUUAAUGAAGGCCCUGACACCAUGUUACAUGAGAGUUGGGGGUACAUCAGCUGAUUACAUGGCCUUUAAUGAAACCAGUCAGGAUCAUAUUCUCAAGGUAUCGGAUUGGGAUCAGUUGAAUCGAUUAACGAGAGAAGCCGGCUGGGAUUUAAUAUUUGGUCUCAAUUUGAGAAUGCGGAAAAAUGGUCACUGGGAUCCAAAAAACGCCCUGAAAUUAUUUCAGUAUACGAUUAAAAAGGGAUAUCACGUUGCUGGCUGGGAGCUGGGGAAUGAACCAGAGUAUCAUCACCCAGAGAAAUUUACAGAAGAGAACAUCGCAUAUAAUUUUGGUCGUUUGAGAACCAUUCUCGAUUCUAUACCGCAACUGAAACCUUACGUUCUCGUUGGUCCAGAUGUAACGCAUGUUCAACCACUCAGUCCAUAUUAUAUGGAUGCUAAAAAAGCAGAGAUCACCGAUUUCUACGAUGUGGCCAAGUUGGAUGAAUUUAAAACUAAAUGGAUAGCACCAGCCAUGUCUAUAGCUAGAAACCGCGGUGUUCCACUCUGGUUGGGGGAAACAUCUUCAGCAUACGGUGGAGGAGUGGUUGAUAUGUCUGACAGAUAUGUGGCGGGAUACAUGUGGUUGGAUAAGCUCGGUGUGGCUGCAUCACUGGGAGUAAAAAUAGUCCUAAGACAAGAUCUUAUAGCUGGGAACUACGCAUUGCUCGAUGGAAAUUAUCAUCCGUUUCCGGAUUAUUGGUUAACAGUUUUAUAUAAAAGACUGGUAGGAAGUCCAGUUUUAACUCCACCAACAUCUAACAAUAAAAAUGUUCGAAUCUACGCCCAUUGUACCAACACACACAGUUCUCACAGUUACCGACGAGGUAGUGUUACUAUAUAUAUGAUGAAUUUUAUGAAUACUCAAGUGAUGAUUAAUCUAGGGCCAUUUUCUAAUAAACCGGCGGAUGUUUACAUUUUGACACCUGGACCUCUUAAUGGUCUUAAAUCAAGCACGGUGAAGUUGAAUGGUAAAGAACUACUACUAUUAAAUGAUCUAGACUUACCUCCCCUGUCACCACAGCAACACACGGGUGAUAUACAGGUCGGACGAAAAGCCAUGGCGUUUAUUGUUGUUCCUGAUGCUAAUCACCAAGCAUGUUUAUAGAAAACAAUAAGUUGUAGGCUAAUAUAAAGGUUUAAUAUGGGUAUAUAGAAUCAUGUCUUCUUUUCGUCGAUUGGACUGCGCAACGAUAUGGGAGUUCACGUCCUA
This is a messenger RNA of Patella vulgata (common limpet), 1257 nucleotides long. RefSeq names its product hyaluronoglucuronidase. Gene Ontology annotation, cellular component: membrane; extracellular matrix. The transcript has 8 exons. Gene Ontology annotation, molecular function: hydrolase activity, acting on glycosyl bonds. The record is from RefSeq and is a predicted model, not a curated record. Lineage: Eukaryota; Metazoa; Mollusca; Gastropoda; Patellidae. The coding region runs from base 13 to 1152 and encodes 379 amino acids.